Messenger RNA from Eruca vesicaria subsp. sativa (arugula), 224 nucleotides. NCBI's taxonomy places the organism in Eukaryota, Viridiplantae, Streptophyta, Magnoliopsida, Brassicales, Brassicaceae. The record is from the annotation of a GenBank genome assembly.
CGCAGAUUUCCCUUUCAACCAAUGUUGAGAAAUGUGUUAAACAUUGCAUCCCGAAUCAAUGUAUGAAAACAGCCAAAAACCCUGAUGUUAAAAUUUGUGAAGAAGCUUGUAAGAAGUUUUGCAAUAAACAACUAACAAGUCAUGAAGAAGUAGUUGUUCCUAGAACCAAUGAUGGUGUUGUCAAAUUCAUUUGCAAAUAUAGUUUCUGGGAAUGUGUUUCAUAA